Cynara cardunculus var. scolymus (artichoke) is the source of this 4056-nucleotide messenger RNA. RefSeq lists its product as uncharacterized. Gene Ontology annotation, molecular function: nucleic acid binding. The record is from RefSeq and is a predicted model, not a curated record. The coding region runs from base 1 to 4056 and encodes 1351 amino acids. The transcript is spliced from 6 exons. Lineage: Eukaryota; Viridiplantae; Streptophyta; Magnoliopsida; Asterales; Asteraceae.
AUGUCACGGAGACAUCGCGGGGAAAUUUUUGAAUUCGAUCCCGAUAUUGAGAGAACGUUUCGCCAAAGAAGGAGAGCUCAAAGAGCAUUUUUUGCUCUACUCUCUCCCAACAUGGAGUUACCUCCCCCAAUCAUCCCUGAGAUUCCACAUUUAGAAAAUCAACCGCCUGCCUUUGGGACAAUACCACUGUUUCCGAAUUUUUCCGCAAGAACAACACCAUCUAAUAAUCAUAAUAAGGACACGGAAUCUGAAAAUAAUGAACAACCAAGAGAGCAAACUCCGAAUAUCAUUAAUUUGGCAAAUUCCAAAAAUGGAAGGAUCAUGGACUAUGCCAUCCCAGAUUUUGAGCAAUUGAAUUCUGGGAUAGUUAGGCCACAUAUGACUGCUCUUCAUUUUGAACUAAAACCGAUCAUCUUUCACAUGUUGCAAACAAACGGACAAUUUGCCGAAUUACCUUCGGAGGACCCACACUCACAUUUGAAUUCCUUUAUGGAAAUCACUGAUGCUUUCCUGAUUCCGGGAGUGUCUAAUGACGCUCUGAGACUCACUUUAUUCCCAUUUUGUCUGAGGGAUCGGGCAAAAGCAUGGUUUAAUUCAUUACCGCCGGGGUCUGUGCCUUCAUGGAGUAAUAUGGCGGAAAAGUUUUUGCGAAAAUAUUUCCCACCAACUAGGAACGCUAAGUCUAGAAACGAAAUUUGCCUUUUUAAACAAAUGGACGAUGAAGCUAUUCCUGACGCUUGGGAAAGGUUUAAAGAGCUGUUAUGGAGAUGCCCUCACCAUGGCGGAGCCUUUACAGCUAUGACCUACAAUGAAGGAUAUGAGAUCUUAGAAAAAAUUUAUGUUAAUAAUGGACAUUGGGCUGAUCCACGUGCUCAACCGCAAAAGAAGAUGGCAGGAAUACAUGAUGUUGAUGCAUAUAAUGCAUUGACAGCGCAACUCUCUUCUAUGGCCAAUAUGCUUAAAAAUCUAAAUUCUGGCCAAGGAGUGCAGUCAGCUGUUACAUCACCUAUUCCAGCUGCCCUCUCAGUGCAGUGUGUCUGUUGUGGAGGGGAACACUCUUAUGAACUGUGUCCACAUAAUGCUGAAUCUCAACAUGCAAGCAAUUCUAAUUCUCAGAAUCACCAUCACCAGAAUUUUCAAAAUAAUCAACCACCUUUUCAGACCAAACCACCUCCACAGUCCAAAUCAUCAUCUUCCUUGGAAGCUAUGAUAAAAGGACUGGUGGCUCAGUCCCAAGCACAGCAGCAAAUGAUGACUCAAAAUCAAUCUUUGCUCAAUCAACAAACUGCUGCCAUCAGAAACCUGGUAAUACAAGUUAGCCAACUUGCUUAUAAUCAGAAUAGUAGAGCCCUUGGUACUUUGCCUAGUAACACUGAAGUCCCGAGAGAUCUAGGAAAAGAACAUGUGAAGGUAGUGACUCUUAGGAGAGGUAAGGAAUUAACUGAGACCAUACCAAAAGAAAGUGAACAUGUUGUGUCUAAACCUGAGACUAUACCUAUGGUCCUUGUUUCUGAAAGUCCACCAAAACCUUUGGAUGACCAACCUCCUGAGACCACCACUUUUAUUCUUCCUAAGUCGGACUAUCCUUUGUUAUUCCUUGAAGAAGUUGCUAGGAAAAAACCAAUUGAGGAUGAGGUUAUGACAAGUCCAAAAACCAAAGUUGUAAUCUCAUCUGAACCUCAAGAAAGGUUAAGGAAUAAAAAGGAAGAACUGCAAUUCAAAAAGUUUUUGGAAGUGUUUAAAGCAUUGCACAUCAACAUACCUCUUGUUAAAGCAAUUCUGCAAAUGCCCAGUUAUGCCAAGUUCCUUAAAGAUAUUUUGAGUAAGAAGAAAAAGUUGACCGAAUAUGAGACCGUAAUCAUCCUAGAUGAAAAGAACUUCAAAUCUAUAGAGCCUCAAAGAAGAUUGAACCCGGUCAUGAAAGAAGUAGUGAAGAAGGAAAUUUUGAAAUGGCUCGAUGCAGGAAUAAUUUUUCCAAUAGCCGGUAGUUCUUGGGUUAGUCCAAUCCAAUGUGUCCCAAAGAAGGGAGGGUUUACAGUUGUCACCAAUGACAAGAAUGAACUCAUCCCUACAAGAAUGGUGUCUGGUUGGAGGAUAUGUAUGGACUACCGUAGGCUAAACAAAGCCACUCAAAAGGACCAUUUUUCCUUGCCUUUUAUUGACCAAAUGUUAGAUAGGUUGGCUGGAAAAAAGUAUUACUGCUUUUUGAAUGGAUACUCCGGAUAUAACCAAAUAGCCAUAUCACCCGAGGAUCAAGAAAAGACCACCUUCACAUGUCCCUAUGGUACUUUUGCCUUUAGGAGAAUGCCAUUUAGACUUUGCAAUGCUCCUGCAACUUUUCAAAGAUGCAUGAUAUCCAUAUUCUCUGACAUGCUUGAAAAAUCCAUAGAAAUCUUUAUGGAUGAUUUUUCAGUUUAUGGCUCAUCUUUUGAUAAUUGUUUGGAAAAUUUAAAAAGGAGUCUUGAAAGAUGUGAAGAAACUGAUCUGGUUCUCAACUGGGAAAAAUGUCAUUUCAUGGUCAAAGAAGGAAUUGUUUUAGGCCACUUAAUUUCCAAAAGAGGAGUUGAGGUAGACAAAGCUAAACUUGAAAUCAUUGAAAAACUACCUGAACCAACUACUGUUAAGGGAAUACAAAGUUUUCUUGGUCAUGCUGGGUUUUACCGAAGGUUUAUAAAAGACUUUUCAAAAUUUUUAAAACCUUUGUGUUUACUUUUGCAACAUGAUCAAAAGUUUGAUUUUACGGAUGAAUGUAGAAAUGCAUUCAACACUUUAAAGAAAGCUUUAGUAACCGCACCAGUAGUUGUUGCUCCUGACUGGAACAAACCCUUUGAGAUCAUGUGUGAUGCCAGUGAAUGGGCUGUUGGAGCUGUCUUAGGUCAAAGGAAGGAAAAAGUUUUUCAUUCAAUUUAUUAUGCAAGUAAGACCUUGAAUGAAGCACAACUUAACUACACAACAACUGAAAAAGAACUGUUAGCUGUGGUUUUUACUUUUGAAAGAUACAGAUCAUAUUUGAUGGGAACAAAGGUCAUUGUUCACACUGACCAUGCUGCCAUUAAGUACUUGAUUUCCAAAAAAGAUGCUAAACCUAGGUUAAUAAGAUGGGUUUUGUUGUUGCAAGAGUUUGACCUUGAGAUAGUGGAUAGGAAAGGAGUUGACAACCAAGUUGCAGACCAUUUGUCAAGAUUAGAGAAGCCUAGAGAAACCCUAGAAGAAGGGGAGAUUGUUGAAACAUUCCCCGAUGAGAGAAUUCUAGUGUUAGAAUCAAAGCCACCAUGGUUUGCUGACAUGACAAACUAUUUGGCUUGUGGAAUUAGACCUUCUAAUGUUUCUGGCCAUAUGUUCAAAAAGUUUCUCCAUGAUACUAAAACUUACCUUUGGGAUGACCCUUACUUGUUUAAGAUAAGUGCAGAUCAAAUUUUGAGAAGGUGCAUCCCAGAAACUGAAACCAAUGGAUUAGCUGAACUCUCAAACUGUGAAAUAAAAGGAAUUUUAGAAAAGGUUGUCAAGCUAAACCGGAAGGAUUGGGCUUUCAAGUUAGAUGACGCUUUAUGGGCAUACCGGACUACUUUUAAAACACCCAUUGGUAUGUCCCCAUAUAAGCUUGUUUUUGGUAAGGCUUGUCACCUACCUUUGGAACUUGAACAUAAAGCAUAUUGGGCCAUCAAAGAAUUAAAUAUGUGCCCAGAUAUGGCUGCCAGUAAAAGAAAAGUCCAAUUGUGUGAAUUAGAGGAACAUAGGAAUCUGUCCUAUGAAAAUGCCAAGAUUUAUAAAGAUAAAACAAAAAAAUGGCAUGAUAAAAGAAUUCAACACCGGGAGUUAAGAGCUGGUCAGAAAGCUCUUUUGUUUAACUCUAUAUUAAAAUUGUUCCCAGGAAAGUUCAAGUCCCGUUGGUCUGGACCUUUCCUCAUUCAUAAAGUUUAUCUGUACGAAGCAAUUGACCUAAUCAAUCUCGAGGACAAUUAUGUGUUCAAAGUUAAUGGUCAAAGAGUGAAGUCGUUUCAUGAUCCGGUAGAAAUUCCAGAGUUAUGCUCUGUGAAUUUUGUUACCCUUUGCUAA